Blumeria graminis f. sp. triticale is the source of this 633-nucleotide messenger RNA. NCBI's taxonomy places the organism in Eukaryota, Fungi, Ascomycota, Leotiomycetes, Helotiales, Erysiphaceae. The record is from the annotation of a GenBank genome assembly.
AUGAAGUUGACAGCUUUGAACAUCUGCCUACUAGCACAUUUCACUUCACUAGUCUCAGCAACUGCGCUUACAUACAUGCUAGGUGCGAAUGAGAGAGCAUGUUUUUACGCCAAUGUAGAAAAGAAGGGUUUAAAGGUCGCAUUCUAUUUCGCUGUACAAUCCGGAGACUCAUUCGAGAUUGAUUAUGAAGUUGUAGGGCCGGAUAGAAAAGAGAUUCUUGAUGGGAUUAAGGAGCGACAAGGAGACUUUGUCUUUACAGCGAACGCCGCCGGUCCUCACGAAUUUUGUUUCAGCAACAAAGUCAGCGCCUCUACGCAAAAACUGUUUGACUUCGAAAUUACUGUUGAAAACGAACAAACAGCAUCAAUUCCUUUCAAACAAGACAAAUCACCGGAACAGACAUCUAACCUGGAGGAAUCUAUAUUUAAGAUCUCGGGUCAACUAUCAACUAUUACUAGAAACCAAAAGUAUUUUCGGACUCGUGAGAACCGCAACUUUAGUACUGUAAGAAGUACCGAACGAAGAAUAUUUAACUUUAGUGUUCUUGAAAGCCUUUUGAUGGUGUGUAUGGCUGGACUGCAGGUCUUUGUAGUGCGAUUUUUCUUCCAGGGUGCAAGAAAAGGCUAUGUGUAG